Molecule: messenger RNA, 1877 nt
Organism: Tarenaya hassleriana
Lineage: Eukaryota; Viridiplantae; Streptophyta; Magnoliopsida; Brassicales; Cleomaceae
Product: 3,9-dihydroxypterocarpan 6A-monooxygenase
Exons: 2
Coding region: 176-1738 (520 amino acids)
Cellular component (GO): membrane
Molecular function (GO): heme binding; oxidoreductase activity, acting on paired donors, with incorporation or reduction of molecular oxygen, NAD(P)H as one donor, and incorporation of one atom of oxygen; iron ion binding
Source: RefSeq, a predicted model, not a curated record
AAGAAUAUGUCAGUUUCGUGGAAAUCACUUCUCAUGUCUUGUCUUCUCUUCACAGAGGAAUUUCACGAACUAGAUUCCCCCUUAGUCCCUCCAUUAAGCCUUUUUUUUAAUAAAUACAAAGCCUACUUAGAAGUCAGAACACCAAAAAAAAAAAAAAAACCCCUCACAAACACUGAUGGAUUUCGGACUCAACGCUAACUCUCUUGUCUUAACGUCCUUCGUCCUUGCCUUUGCAUUCAAUGGUUUCUUCAAAAGACUACUGAAAUGCUGCGGUCCAACCAUCGCUGAGAAGCAGCCACCUCCUCCUAGCCCUCCCGCCUUACCCUUCAUUGGUCACCUUCAUUUGAUCGGCAGAGUGUUGCCCGUCUCAUUACAGAGCCUGGCUCGUAGGUAUGGCCCGCUUAUGGCAAUCCGGCUCGGGGCUUCCACCUGUGUUGUUGCAUCCGACUCUUCCUCGGCCAAGGAGAUUUUCAAGACCCAGGAGCUCAAUUUCUGCUCGAGACCCGAGUUUGGAUCUGCCGAGUAUUUCAUUUACAGAGGGUCAAGGUUCAUCCUUGCGCAGUAUGGUGAUUACUGGAGGUUCAUGAAGAAGCUGUGCAUGACGAAGCUGCUUGCUGUUCCACAGCUCGAGAAAUUCGCGGAUAUCAGGGAGGAGGAGAAGAUCAAACUCGUUGAGUCUGUGGCCGAUUGUUGCAGAGACAGGAGGCCUUGUGAGUUGGGUGGCCGGUUCACGACCUACACAAACAAUAUCAUAUGUAGGAUGGCGAUGAGCACAAGGUGUUCAGGAAACGAUAAUGAGGCGGAGGAGAUCAAGGAGUUGAUCAAGACCUGUUUAGAAUUCGCUGGGAAGGUCAGUAUUGGGGACGUGUUGGGACCCUUGAAAGUGUUGGAUUUCUCCGGGAACGGGAAGAAGCUUGUGGCAGCCAUGAAGAAGUAUGAUCGGCUUGUGGAGAGGGUCAUAAAGGAGCAUGAAGCAAAGGUGAUGGAGGAAGCGAGCUCUGAUGCCGUGAGGACGAGGAAGGACAUCUUGCAUAUAUUGUUGGAGACUUACAAAGACCCCGCUGCCGAGGUGAAGCUCACGAGAAAUGACAUCAAAUCUUUCUUGCUGGAUAUUUUCAUGGCGGGGGCGGAUACAUCAUCGGCAGCCAUGCAGUGGGCAAUGGGAGAAUUGAUUAACCAUCCACAAGCACUCAAAAAGCUAAGAGAAGAGAUCGAUACUGUUGUUGGGAGUAAGAGGCUGGUAAAAGAAUCAGACGUUGAAAAUCUCCCGUACCUCCGAGCUGUCAUCAGAGAAACCCUGAGGCUGCACCCUUCAGCUCCUCUGAUCAUCAGGGAGUGCGGGGAAGACUGCCAAGUGAACGGGUACCUAGUCAAGUCCAAAACCCGUGUGCUCGUUAACGUAUACGCGAUCAUGAGAGAUCCCGAACUAUGGAAGGACCCAGAGAGAUUUAUGCCAGAGAGGUUUCUAGAGAGCUCUGAGGAGAAGAUAGGAGAGCAUCAGAUGGAGUUUAAAGGUCAGAAUUUCAGGUACCUUCCAUUUGGGAGUGGAAGGAGAGGAUGCGCAGGAGCAUCACUUGCAAUGUAUGUGAUGCAUUUGGCAGUGGGUGCAUUGGUUCAGCGCUUUGACUGGCAGAUUGUUGGUGGAGAGAAGGCUGAUCUGAGCCAAGGUCCUGGUUUUGCUGCUGAGAUGGCUCGACCACUCCUAUGCCACCCUACUGAUCGCUUCAACCCUCUCUAAGAGCUUUUGGCCACUGUUGGUGUCACCUCUUUGUUAUAAUAAUAAAGACUUUCCCAUGAUGUAUGGCUGUAACAAGGAAACAAUGAUUUGGUACCUCAAAAAAAAUUUCAUGCUUAAAUGAAAAAAUAUGUUUGGAAGG